AGUCGAGUCCCGUGAGUCCGGGCAAGCGGUUCGUAUAGCAGCAGCUCUACCUGGCGAUCCGCAGUGUGUGCUCUGCAGAGCGUUGUGCUGUCUAAGCGCAACACUGCGCGCUCAGCCCGACCAGAGCUCUAUAUUUACGAUACGCUUAUAGGUUAUCGGAGGCACAGGUUACGCUGAUGCGAUACGCGCAUAUACAUACAUACAAGUAAACAAAGAGUCGCCGGUCCACGUUUUCGAUAAGCAGCGCCGAUCGUCGGAGAUAAGUGAUAUAUACAUAUACACAAGAGCUGUGCGCGAGGAUACUAGACGGACAGUGUGAGUGUGUGUGCUGUGUUGCCGAGAUAAAAUAUAUCCGAGAGCGGAUUCUGCGCGUCGCACGGCAACGCCGCGGUCAACCAGUGUGUUUUCCUCGAAGCAGCAGCAGCAGCAGCAGCGUCUCUCGCCGAGUCGCUCGAUGUCGCACCAGUGAGAGGCAGUAGCUGCGACGGAGGCGGCAACGGCAACGGAGCAGACAAGGACGGCGACGACCACAGCCCGGCGAAAUUGCCGGCAUAGACUAGCCAGGGGCAACCGAUUGUCACAGUGCGCUGCACCAGCUGCGUAACUGCAGUCUUAGCCGAGACAGUGAGAUAGAGAGAAAGAGAAAAGGAGAGGAUAAACUUGUGCGCGGUUGUGUGUUGACUAGUGUAAACAGCCUAUACUGUAUAACAGCGCGGGCUACGCACAGAUUACAUAGUGACUAGUGAUAAUUUUUUGGUUGUUCGGUGAACGCGGACACGCGGGCCAGCAAUACGAGGCGACUGUACACGAGCGAAGAGCGAGCGACGCCGAGUCGUCGCUGGAUACGACUAUCUGCACAUUUUGAUUGCGCAACCGGUGGUGCAUCCAGGUCGCUGAGGAUGGGGCCAGGGCGGGCGGGCGGUUGGGCCCGCGGGGCGCUGCUGCUGUGCCUGCUGGCGCUUCAGCUGGAGCUGCUCCUGGGCUCGCCCGACGCCAUAGUCGCCCAGUUCCAGGAUCCCGAGGUCGAGCGCAUGAACCACCUCGUCGUCGACAAGAACACCGGCCGCGUCUACGUGGGCGCGGUGAACAGGCUCUACCAGCUAUCGCCGGCCCUCGAGCUCGUUGUCAAGGAGGUGACCGGACCCCAGAAGGACUCGCCCGAGUGCUCCAUGAUGGACUGUCCCCGGGAGGUCGUGAAGAAGCUCCUCGACAACGUCAACAAGGCCCUCGUCAUCGACUACACCACAACUCGGCUCAUCUCCUGCGGAAGUCUCUUCCAGGGCAUGUGCAUGGUGCGCGACCUGGGCAACAUCUCCAACAUCGUGCAGGAGGUGAAGGAGCCCGUGGUGGCUAACAACGCGACGGCCUCGACGGUGGCGUUCAUCGCCCCGGGUCCGCCCAACCCGCCGGUCAGCCAGGUCAUGUACGUCGGCGUGACCUACACCGGCAACUCACCGUACCGCUCGGAGGUGCCGGCGGUGAGCUCGCGCAGCCUCGACAAGGAGCGGAUGCUCAACAUCGCCGACUCGGCCGUGACGACCGGCACCCGGAUGUACGUGAACUCGCUGUCGCGCGAGCGCUACCCCAUCAACUACGUCUACGGCUUCAGCAGCGAGGGCUUCAGCUACUUCCUCACGACCCAGCUGAAGAGCACCAGCACCGCGGUCUACAUCUCGAAGCUAGUGCGCGUCUGCCACGACGACCAGCACUACUACAGCUACACCGAGAUCCCGAUCGAGUGCACGAGCAAGGGCAAGACCUACAACCUCGUGCAGGCGGCCUACAUGGGCAAGGCCGGCUCGGUCCUCGCCGGCGACCUCGGCAACACGCCCCAGGACGACGUGCUCUUCGCCGUCUUCGCCGAGAGCGACGGGCCCAACAACAGCAAGCCCAAGGCCCAGUCGGCCCUAUGCGUCUACUCGCUCAAGGCCAUCCGCCGGCGGUUCAUGAGCAACAUCCAGAAGUGCUUCAGCGGCGACGGCGAGCGCGGCCUGGACUUCAUCUCGCCCAGUCACAACUGCGUCUCAACGAAGCUGCAAACGAUCGGCGAGGACUUUUGCGGACUGGACGUGAACACGCCGCUGGGCGGCCGAGAGCCGAUGACCGCCGUGCCGGUGAUCACCUUCGACAAGACUCUCCUGACUGCAGUCGCCGCGACCUCCACCAGCGACUACACCGUCGUCUUCCUGGGAACGAGCACGGGACAUCUCAAGAAGCUGGUGGUUGAAUCGGCGUCGCAGGCUCAGGAGUACGGCGACCUCGAGAUCGAUCCCAAGUCCCCGGUGAACCCGGACCUUCUCUUCGAUACCCAGCACCAGAUGCACCUCUACGUCAUGACCGAGAAGAAGAUCUCGAAGGUGAAGGUGCAGGAGUGCUCGGUCUACAAGACCUGCUGGGAGUGCCUCAACGCCAAGGACCCCUACUGCGGCUGGUGCUCGCUCGAGAACAAGUGCAGCCUGCGGAGCGACUGCCAGGACGCCGCCAAGGACCCGCUCUACUGGAUCUCCUACAAGAGCGGCAGGUGCACGACCAUAACCAGCGUCAACCCCGACCAGCUCCAGAGGACCACCGCGAGGACCCUCGAGCUCGCCAUCGAGAACCUGCCCAGUCUGCCCGGCCAGUUCCUCUGCGCCUUUUCCGCCCUCGACAAGACUCUCAUCACCAACGCCACGAGGAAGUCCUACGGAGUCAACUGCACGACGCCGCGCACGGACCUACUGCCCCCGAUCCCUCAGGGCCAGCACCACUUCACUGCCAAGCUCUCCGUCAGGAUGACCAACGGGCCCGACCUCGUCGCCACGGACUUCACCUUCUUCGACUGCAGCACGCACAGCUCCUGCACGCAGUGCGUCUCCUCGAACUUCCCCUGCGACUGGUGCGUCGACGGGCACAGGUGCACCCACGACACCGCCGAAAACUGCCGCAACGACAUCCUCGUCACGGGCGUCAGCAGAAUGGGUCCGAGCUACAGGAGUGGACCGGCUUUCUGCCCGACGAUUAACGCCACCGAUUCAAAGGAGAUUCUCGUCUCGUCCGGCAUCAAGAAGACCAUACGAGUCAAGGUUCACAUCAUAGGGCAAUUCAUCAUCCAGACUCGCUUCGUCUGCCAAUUCAACAUCGAAGGCCGAGUCACAAGUGUUAACGCUCGGCUGCUCGCCGACACAAUCUACUGCGAUGACACUGAAUUCUCGUAUACGUCGCGCCAGCCAAACAUAACUGUGCCAUUUGCCGUCAUCUGGGGUGGUUCCAAGCCUCUCGACAAUCCUGACAACAUUCACGUCGUUAUCUACAGGUGCCGCGACAUGGCCGACAAUUGCGGCAUGUGUCUGGCGCUCGCGGAAAAGUACGGUUGCGGUUGGUGCAUGACGUCGGACCGUUGCGAGGUCAAGGAGCAGUGCGACAAGGGUAGCGGCACCUGGCUCGAUCGCAAUCAGACUUGUCCCAAUCCGGAAAUCCUCAGGUUCGAGCCUAUGAUAGGCCCCUGGGAAGGACACACCAACAUCACCAUCACCGGUAUCAAUCUCGGAAAAACUUUCAAGGACAUAUACCAAGGCGUCACCGUCGUUGGACUCACCUGUCAGCCCUACGAAGAGCUUUAUAUACGCACCAAGCAAAUCGUGUGUCGCGUCGACGGACCCGGCGACAACAAGAUUCGCGAAGGCCCGGUGAUCGUCAAGAUCGAGGACUUUCGCGGCCAGUCCAAAGAUUACUACAAGUUCGUCGACCCCAAUAUCACCGCGAUUUCACCGACCCACGGUCCAGUGAGCGGAGGCACUCGUCUACGCAUCACUGGCGUCUACAUGAAUGCCGGCAGCCGUAUUCAGGCCUUUAUCGACAAUCUUCCCUGUGAAAUCAACAAUACCGAGCACGACGAGGUUCUGUGCAUUACCAGCGCCAGUCCGGAAAAGCGUAAGGCACCGGUCGUCAUGUAUUUCGACAAAUCCAAAAGGCAGUACAACGGCUUCUUCGAGUACGUCGACGAUCCGAAAAUUGAGAGCGUCGAGAGUGGUGUUGGUGGGGGACAGCUCAAAAUACCAAAGGGCAUUCCGUCCGGCGGUAUUAAAAUCAGCAUCACUGGAAAGAACCUUGGAUACAUCCAAAAGCCUGAAAUGUACGUUUAUUACGAAGGCAAACAGUACUUUUCGCAGGCCUGCAGUAUCCUCAGCCAGACCAACAUGAUUUGCAAAUCGCCCGAGAUCGACGUGCUGCUCGGUGCUCUGGAUGCCGAGAAACCGCUGUCCCUGGAGUACGGCUUUCGAAUGGACAAUGUUGCCCGAGUUCAGAAUCUCACGCAGCAGGGACUGCACCCAUUCCUGCUCUACCCUGAUCCAGUCUACGAUGUUUUCGACACAGAAGUCAAGUACUACAAGAGCGACUAUCUCACCAUCAACGGCCAACACUUGGACCGUGCCUGCCAAGAAUCCGACGUGGUUGUCAAGAUCGGCGACAGCUUUUGCAAUGUGACAUCCCUCUCGCGACAGCAGUUGACUUGCAGACCCCCAUCUACACAACCGCCGGCUCUCGACUCUUCGGGCAAUCCCAAACCAGACCUUCCAGAGGUUAUCGUCACCGUGGGUGGCAACCUCAAGUACAAAAUCGGAAAGCUGAGCUACGCUAUGCCCGCUGGACUAAACGGCCCUCUAUCCAAGCCCGCUAUAUUCGGCGUAAGCGCAGCCAUCGUGAUUUUGGUCAUAAUCUUUAUCGCCUUUCUGAUCGCCUACCGACGCAAGUCCACCGAGAGCAACCGAGUGCUCAAGAAUAUGCAGGAACAGAUGGACAUUCUGGAACUGAGGGUAGCAGCCGAGUGCAAGGAAGCCUUCGCCGAACUACAGACAGAGAUGACAGAUUUGACCGGAGAUUUGACCAGCGGUGGAAUUCCCUUCCUGGAAUAUCGAGCCUAUGCCAUGAAUAUACUCUUCCCCUCUGACGACAAUCACGUUGUGCUCCAAUGGGACAGGCCCGAGCUCAUGCGCAAAGAGAAAGGUUUGAGGCUGUUUGGUCAAUUGAUCAUGAACAAGACUUUCCUGCUACUAUUCGUCAGAACUUUGGAAAGCAAUCGCUAUUUCUCUAUGCGUGACCGAGUAAAUGUAGCGAGUCUAAUAAUGGUAACACUGCAGAGCAAGAUGGAAUAUUGUACGGAUAUUCUGAAAACCUUGCUUGCCGAUCUAAUCGAGAAAUGCAUGGAGGGAAAGAGCCAUCCCAAGCUGCUUCUUCGAAGAACCGAGAGUGUCGCCGAGAAAAUGCUGACGGCUUGGUUCACCUUUCUGCUGUACAAGUUUAUGCGAGAGUGCGCUGGCGAACCGUUGUACUUGUUAUUCCGUGCCAUGAAGCAACAAGUAGACAAGGGACCAGUCGAUGCCAUUACCUCAGAGGCUAGGUACUCGUUAUCAGAGGAAAAACUCAUUAGACAGUCGAUUGAUUUCAAAGCAAUGACGGCCUACGUAUCGAUUUCGCAACAGACAAUAUACGGAGGUGGCGUGGAUCCGAAUACUGAAAAUAUUCCAGUAAAAGUUUUAGACUGUGAUACAAUUUCCCAAGUCAAGGAGAAGGCACUUGAUACCAUAUACAGAUCUACACCCUACAGUUUGAGACCAAGAAAGGAAGAUCUGGAUCUUGAAUGGAGAACGGGAGCUUCUGGCAGGCUGAUCCUGUACGACGAAGACUCGACUACCAAGACGGAAGGCGAAUGGAAGAAACGCAACACGCUGAAUCACUACCGCGUACCAGAUGGCGCCUCCCUUAACCUAGUCAACAAGCAAUCGUCUGUUUACAAUCUUUCCAUCUUAAGUGAGAAAACCGAUAAAUCACACAAAUAUGAAACUCUGAAUCUCAGCAAGUUCAGUUCGGCAAGUCCACCUCUAUCCCGUGCUACUUCGCCACUGAAUCACGAUCACGAUGGUGGCCUCAAAGUCUGGCAUCUUGUAAAACACCACGACACAGACGCGCAGAAGGAAGGCGAACGCGGCAACAAAAUGGUUUCAGAAAUUUAUCUCACAAGGCUGUUGGCUACCAAGGGUACACUGCAAAAGUUCGUCGACGACCUCUUCGAAACGAUAUUCAGCACAGCUCAUCGCGGAUCUGCUCUACCACUUGCAAUCAAAUACAUGUUCGAUUUCUUGGAUGAUCAAGCGCUCCACCACCAGAUCACCGACCCCGAAGUCGUGCACACGUGGAAGAGUAAUCUGCUGCCUCUAAGGUUCUGGGUGAAUCUUAUCAAGAAUCCAAACUUCAUAUUCGACAUUCACAAGUCAAACAUCGUCGAUUCGUGCUUCUCGGUUGUUGCGCAAACAUUUAUGGACAGCUGCUCUACGUCAGACCAUAGAUUAGGCAAGGAUUCACCGAGCUCCAAACUUUUAUAUGCCAAGGACAUUCCAGUUUACAAAGAGUGGGUAGAACGGUACUACUCCGACAUCAAACUCAUGCAAGCCAUAUCUGAUCAAGACAUGAAUGCCAUGCUUGCAGAAGAAUCAAGACUGCACCAGAACGAAUUUAAUACGAAUUGCGCCCUGUACGAGCUCUAUACCUACGCAAGCAAGUACAACGAGCAGCUUACGGUGACCCUUGAGGAGGACGAAUUCUCGACGAAACAGAGAUUGGCUUACAAGCUCGAACAGGUCCAUAAUAUAAUGGCCGCCGAUGGCAACCCCUGAUGUCCCGUUUAUACGAGCAAGCGCUCGAACAAUUCGGUGCGAAACGAGCUGCCCUGCUGAGGCCUGAGGAGCUCGACGGUAGGUAGCAGCAGCGGCACUUGUAGCAGCGCAGCCACCGCCGUCGACGACUACUGGCACGUCUCCGGCCUACUCGACGCCGAGCACCAGUACCUCCUUGCCUCGCCGCCGCCCGCAAAACGCCCGGACCCUACGACACCGAGUGCUAGCCGUAGAUAAAGCGCAUUGCGAAAGUAUUCGUAAAUCGCUCUCGAUAAAAAGUGUGCAUUUCACUGCAGUGCAAUUCACCACCGUCGACCUUGUGUUGUUUUCUUGGAAUUGCCAAAAGCGCAAGUGGUGGUUGUUUUCUUCCUUUCUCCACAGCAAGAAAGAUUUUCGAGGGACGCUUACUUUUCGAGCGCGAGUGAAAAUGAAAGCACGAUUAUGAAUUGUGCACUGCGAGCAGUUAAACGAACAAGUGUAAAUAACGAAAUAUUGAGCGCGCGUCUUUAUCAUUAUUGUAUCUAGGUUUAUCGAAUAAGCGAGUGUAUGCUGUGCGUUACAAACAACGCCAAUAAGAGCCACUUUCCGGCUGGUUAAAAAUUCCGGUUUUGUCCCUUGCAAAUGAACAAAUGACGUUCUUUUAGCGCACAUUAAGGCCAGAAUUUUCCAACGCUAUACUCGGUACUUUUUAAUACAAGGAGCAGUCGCCAGGUCCGAAUCGUGGAUAAAUCGACUAGUUUAGCAAUAAGAGUAUUACAUGGAAUCACGCAAGAUUCCCUUUUUUUCAUAAUUACGUACUCCGAGAGUAAUUUUUUGUAUUCUUUUAUUAUGUAAAUUUUGUAAAGUCUUUUUUACGAAGGUCCAGCGCGUUGAUUUUUAUUCGAUCCUAGUUUACAUCGCGUAUCAAAUUAAUGAUAGGCUGGAUACUCGAAGAACACUUGUAUACAAUUAUGCCAACGGGGCGAAUUAAAAUGUCAGUCGAAAAUUUUUUGUAUAUUUGUGCAAGCCACUGCCAAAGCGGCUCCGGUAAAUUCGGUGGUCUCGAAAAUAUGAAGGAUAGGCGAGAUUUCUUGUACGAAUACACAUCUCCAUCCACUGAAAUGUUUGAGAAAAAAAAAUGAAAAAACAAGAAUAGAUAAUGAUAAUGAAUGUCGUGAUAAGAGGAAUACAUAACAAGUCAUCGAUAAUCGCUAUUGUCUUAAUCGACCGAUCGAUGCAGAUACAUGAUAGUUAUAUUAUUAAUAAUUAUAAUUAUAUACAUUGAUGGUAUGUCAUUAUGUAUAUGUGUACAUAUAUACACACUUAUUACACCGACGCGACGCGUGUAUAUGUAUAUAUAUCUAGGCUAGAAAAUAUCAUCAAUCCCAAUGACGUAUGAUUGAAGAAGCUUCUCCCGCCCUUCUCCCAUUUAUUACAACUUAACAAGGAUUCGUUUUUCACUUCGUUUUUCAACCUACGGGACUGACUUUAAUGAAGUUAUGAAGGGUCAAAUUUACUAUUAUCAAGUUAUAAAUAUACUAUUACGGUAAAAUAUUAAACGAUGAUAUCUAAUAUGAGAAAAAAAAUUGUUACGUUACUUUUUUUACUUCAAAUUCGGCAUUUGAAAUAAAAAAAUUAAACGUACAAUAAAUUUUCCAUUAGCUAGUUAGUGUAACAAUUUCCCUUCAAGAUUGACCGUUGUUGUAAAGUCGGUCACGGUUUCUCGAGCAUUCCAUCUUAAACAAGAGAAAAGAAGGCGCAUUAAAAAAUACGAGUCCUGGGAGGCGGGAAGGGAAAAGUUAAGAAAAAGCAAGCUGACAAAGAUAUGAGUACAUCUGGCGAUAAAAAUAUAAAGUGUAUGAGCGUGAACCAGACGCAUUUUUCGAGAACAGACUGUGUAUUAGCUAGUAGGAUUAACUUUACGAUUAAACAUGGAAAAGUAAAAUGCAAGUUUUUGGACUAUUUGGCCGAUCGCGUGGACGCCUCGAUGUUGUGUUGAGUGUUUUCGCGUGCUUCCUCAUCUAUUCUUUCGGUCUCUUCGCAAAAAAACAGUUAGCCCUCUUUGUCUCUUCUUAGAGGACUCAGACAAAUUUACUUGAUAAUUAAUGUCUAUCGCACAAGUAGGCAAUUCAAUGUCAUCUUUUUGAAAUUAUAAUACUUGAUGAUUGAAUUUCUUUGCAUAUUAUUCAUUAAAGAAAUAUGACUUUGAGAGACGAUUCGUCAGAGGGACUCUGUAAACUUGCAUAAAAGGAAGUGUCGAAGUGUGCGUAUGCGCGUGCGUUCUUGAACCACCGUCUAUUCUUAUGAUUGUUAUUGUCAUUUAUCAUCUAAAAAAUCAUCAUUCACACAUCACCAUCGUAUCGUUGUCGUGUCAUCAUCGUCAUUGUUCGCUGUCAUUGUGUCUACACACCGCCAUAAGAGUUCUCGGACCGAAAUAAUUAGGACCUUUGACUCGCAAUCUUUAAGCUCCUAUGAAGCAUUCUUGUCCUUCUUUACACUCCCUAUUAAUCCAAAUAAAGUAAAAAAAUAGUAACUUCACCUUUCACAAAUCCUGGACCUUCUCCGUAACAAGAACCCCAAAAUCCUUUUGUAGGUAAUCAGCUUCAACGCCACCGUCGUCAUGUUGUUGUCACUCUUAAUUAUUAAUAAUUGUAAUAUAUAUAACAAAAAAAUAACGAUCACUGUUGAGUAUUGUCUGGUUGUAUUAACAUUGAUAUUGAAUCGGUAUGAAUUGAUAAUCAUUAAUUAAACGUCGACAUUACUCCGUGGAUGUAUUCAUAAGAAAAAAAUUUGGUGUGGUGUGUCUGGCUGUGUGAACUAUUGACUUCAUAAUUGUUUAGCUACGUAUAUGCGCUGAAGCAAGACUUGACGUUUAAAAAAUAAAUCAUCUUUUUAAUUGAAUAUAUUUUUUUAAGAUUAUUAAUAUCACUGUUCAGUGUAUAAUAUAAAAUUACACUUUUUAAGUUAUUUUUAAUUCUUUUAAAAACUGUUUUUAUUUUUAACCUGUCAUUCUGAAAUUUGUUGACUGUAGUUAAACAAAGAUGAUGCAUUUUUUAAACCAAAAGGCCAAGCGAUUCCCUUGUAGGUGCGCGAGUGAUAUGCGUGUAUAUGCGUGCAUGCGCGUUAUCAUUAAAAAAAAAAAACGAUUCUUGAAUGUCCUGUGCGUCAAUUCAAUGUGCAAGUCGUGCAGCAGAGAAAGUAUUUAUUGCUCAAAAAGAUAGACAAAAAAUCGAUGAUGGAUAAGAACCAAGAUGAAUUUUUAAUGCGAGCGUGAACAAAAUCAUGUGUGAAAGCAAUAGCGGGGAAAUCUGCUAGCAAUUGCCAGAAUGUGAAACUCGACGUUUUAUAUGAAUUCUUCUUUUUUGUAAGACACUUUCGUCCUGUUUCAUACAUAAAAACAAAGAAAAUAUGUU
Nasonia vitripennis (jewel wasp) is the source of this 10042-nucleotide messenger RNA. It is a transcript of the gene PlexA, whose product is annotated as plexin-A4. The coding region runs from base 900 to 6650 and encodes 1916 amino acids. The record is from RefSeq and is a predicted model, not a curated record. Gene Ontology annotation, cellular component: semaphorin receptor complex. Gene Ontology annotation, biological process: regulation of cell shape; negative regulation of cell adhesion; regulation of GTPase activity. Lineage: Eukaryota; Metazoa; Arthropoda; Insecta; Hymenoptera; Pteromalidae. Gene Ontology annotation, molecular function: protein binding; semaphorin receptor activity. The transcript has 15 exons.